Protobothrops mucrosquamatus (brown spotted pit viper) is the source of this 1578-nucleotide messenger RNA. RefSeq names its product zinc metalloproteinase-disintegrin jerdonitin. The transcript has 14 exons. The coding region runs from base 16 to 1563 and encodes 515 amino acids. Gene Ontology annotation, biological process: proteolysis. The record is from RefSeq and is a predicted model, not a curated record. Gene Ontology annotation, molecular function: metalloendopeptidase activity. NCBI's taxonomy places the organism in Eukaryota, Metazoa, Chordata, Lepidosauria, Squamata, Viperidae. Gene Ontology annotation, cellular component: plasma membrane.
CAUAUGAGGGCAUGAAUGAAGCUGAAGGACUCAUUCCUUGCUUCUCAUAGUCAACAGAGGAAGAGCUCAGGUUGGCUUGAAAGCAGGAAGAGAUUGCCUGUCUUCCAGCCAAAUCCAGCCUCCAAAAUGAUCCAGGUUCUCUUGGUAACUAUAUGCUUAGCAGUCUUUCCUUAUCAAGGGAGCUCUAUAAUCCUGGAAUCUGGGAACGUGGAUGAUUAUGAAGUCGUGUAUCCACGAAAAGUCACUGCAUUGCCCAAAGGAGCCGUUCAGCCAAAGUAUGAAGACACCAUGCAAUAUGAAUUUAAAGUGAAUGAAGAGCCAGUGGUCCUUCACCUGGAAAAAAAUAAAGGACUUUUUUCAGAAGAUUACAGCGAGACUCAUUAUUCCCCUGAUGGCAGAGAAAUUACAACAAACCCUCCGGUUGAGGAUCACUGCUAUUAUCAUGGACGCAUCCAGAAUGAUGCUGACUCAACUGCAAGCAUCAGUGCAUGCAAUGGUUUGAAAGGACAUUUCAAGCUUCAAGGGGAGAUGUACUUUAUUGAACCCUUGAAGCUUCCCGACAGUGAAGCCCAUGCAGUCUACAAAUAUGAAAACAUAGAAAAGGAGGACGAGGCCCCCAAAAUGUGUGGGGUAACCGAGACUAAUUGGGAAUCAGAUGAGCCCAUCAAAAAGGCCUCUCAGUUAAAUCUUACUCCUCAUGAAAAAAGAUUCAUUGAGCUUGUCAUAGUUGCGGACCACAGAAUGUUCACGAAAUACGAAGGUGAUGAAACUGAGAUAUGUUCAAGAAUAUAUGAAAGUGUCAACGCUUUAAAUGUGAUUUUCAGAGCUUUGUAUAUUAGUAUAGCUCUGAUUGGCGUAGAAAUUUGGUCCAGUGGAGAUUUGAUGUCCGUGACAUUAUCAGCAGAUGAGACUUUGGAGUCAUUUGGAGAAUGGAGAAGAAGACAUUUUCUGAAGCGCAAAAGACAUGAUAAUGCUCAGUUACUCACGGGCAUGAUCUUCAAUGAAAAAAUUGAAGGAAGGGCUUACAAAAAGAGCAUGUGCGACCCGAAGCGUUCUGUAGGAAUUGUUCAGGAUCAUAGAAGUAGAUAUCAUUUUGUUGCAAAUAGAAUGGCCCAUGAGCUGGGUCAUAAUCUGGGCCUUCAUCAUGACAGAGAUUCCUGUUCUUGCGGUGCUAACUCAUGCAUUAUGUCUGAGACAGUAAGCAACGAACCUUCCAGUCGGUUCAGCGAUUGUAGUGUUAAUCAAUAUUCGAGUGAUAUUAUUAAUAUUCAUCGUUGCCUUUACAAUGAACCCUCGAAGACAGAUAUUGUUUCACCUCCAGUUUGUGGCAAUUACUAUGUGGAGGUGGGAGAAGAUUGUGACUGUGGCCCUCCUGCAAAUUGUCAGAAUCCGUGCUGCGAUGCUGCAACCUGUAAACUGAGACCAGGGGCGCAGUGUGCAGAAGGACUGUGUUGUGACCAGUGCAGAUUUAUAGAAGAAGGAAAAAUAUGCCGGAAAAGAAGGGGUGAUAAUCCGAGUGAUCACUGCACUGGCCGAUCUGCUGAGUGUCCCAGAAAUGCCUAAACAACAAUGGAGAUG